Telopea speciosissima is the source of this 2799-nucleotide messenger RNA. RefSeq lists its product as uncharacterized. Bases 1 to 2799 code for a protein of 932 amino acids. NCBI's taxonomy places the organism in Eukaryota, Viridiplantae, Streptophyta, Magnoliopsida, Proteales, Proteaceae. The record is from RefSeq and is a predicted model, not a curated record. The transcript has 4 exons. Gene Ontology annotation, molecular function: RNA-DNA hybrid ribonuclease activity; nucleic acid binding.
AUGUUGGAUGCUGACUCAUGCAACGUCCUUUUAGGGAAGGAAGUGGAAUGUGAGCAAGAUAUUGGAAAUCCCGCAAACAAGGAAGGUGAGGAGGAAGGGGAAUGUGUGUCUCAAUCAGCAGAUUUUCUUCAACGCCAUGCAAGGAAAGAGAAUGAUGCAACGGCUGGAGGGUUUGUGGCAGCUGGGGAGAGAGAGGAGACUAUGGCUAUGGCAAGAGUUGUGUUCAGUUUAAAAGACUCUAAAGCCCCAGGGCCUGAUGGUUUCGGGGCUGGCUUCUAUAAGCACUCUUGGGAGGUCAAUGGUGAGGAGCUAACGAAUGCGAUCCAAUGGUUCUUUGCGAAUUCCUUCAUGCCCCAUUCUAUUAAUGCUACUUUUAUCACUUUGGUGCCGAAGUCUGGGGAUGUCUCCACUUUUGCGGGGUUUCGGCCUAUUGCUUUAUGCAACCUCCUAUAUAAGAUCAUCACAAAAAUCCUCUCUAAUAGGAUCCAGCAUGUUAUUGGGAGUGUGGUUAGUCAUAAUCAGUCGGCAUUCAUCAAGGGCAGGUCUAUUGUUGACAAUAUCCUUGUCUGCCAUGAUAUUGUGCAUGGCAUCGAACAAAAAGCCACUAGUCCUACUGCAGUUUUGAAGGUAGAUCUUCACAAGGCCUACGACUCUCUUAGUAGGAAAUUUUUGUUUGAUGUGAUGGGAAGAAUGGGGUUCUCCGACAAGUUUAUAGAGUGGGUGAAAGCUUGUGUGACCACCCCUAUGUUCUCUGUCCUUAUUAAUGGCAGCCCGGCGGGUUUCUUCAGUGGAGGGAGAGGGAUUCGACAAGGUGAUCCGUUGUCCCCCUACCUCUUCACCCUUGCAAUGGAGGCUUUUUCUAGAAUUAUGCGAAGGCUUGAGAUUGAUGGUCAGAUUAAGCUGCUACCCCGUUGUAAAUCGUUCCACCUUUCCCACCUCAUUUUUGCGGAUGAUCUUAUGAUUUUUGUGAAGGGGAACCGUGAUUCAAUUUCAGCUAGUUUGGGGGGUCUUGAUGAGUUUGCUGCCCUCUCCGGGCUUCAACUUAAUAGAUCUAAGUCCUCUAUUAUAUUAGGGGGCCUUACCCAAGCUAGCAGUCUGAAACUUUUGGAUUUAACGGGUUUUUCGGAAACCAAGCUGCCUAUUCGGUACCUUGGAGUUCCUCUUGUGUCUGGCAGGUUAUCCAUGAAAGAUUGCAGCCCCAUCUUGGAUCUGGUUCGUCGAAAAUUGGAGGGGUGGAAGGCUAGAUUCCUCUCUUAUGCUGGUCGUCUUCUACUCUUAUCUUCAGUUCUGCAAGGUAGCUACAUUUACUGGGCAGGGAUCUUUGGCCUUCCAGGAAAUGUUAUCACCAAACUGGAGUCUAUGUUCUCUAAUUUCCUUUGGUCAGGCCCCUCCCUUGAGAGGAAAACCCAUUUUAUUUCUUGGGAUGCGGUCUGUAAGCCAAAAUCAGAGGGAGGGCUGGGAAUCAAGCGAGUCAAAGAAAUGAACAUUGUCGGAAUUAUGCAGCAAAUUUGGUGGAUUGCCUCCAAGCAAGAUCGGUUUUGGGUUAAUUGGGUACACCAAAGAUACCUCAAGCAAGAGUCUCUUUGGACAGUCAAGGGUCUCAAUAACUGCUCUUGGGUCUGGCGUAAAGUCUUGAAAUUUGGUAAUAGGAUUUGCUAUGAUGCAGGCUCUUAUUCCCUUGCUGCCCGUCAUGCUUGUGUCAAGGAGAUUAUCCGUGAUGGAGAUUGGCACCCUGGUCCCUCUACAUCUUUCGAUCUCAUUGAUAUUUGGAGGGCCCUUCCAGCAAUUGAAAAUUUUCAUGAUGAGGUUUCGGAUUUGACAGUGUGGACUGGUAACUCAUCAGGUAAUUUCUCUUCCAAAUCAGCCUGGAAUGCUAUCCGCACAAGAGCUGCCCGUAUUGACUGGAGCGAAGCUGUUUGGAAUCAUCUCUUCUUCGGGUGCCCUUUUACUACUGAUAUUUGGAAACAUAUUUAUGACCUUUGUUUCCAUGAUGGGGCCACUCCUAGCAAUGCCAUUGAUGUAGCCAUUUCGGUUAGAUAUGUUGCAGGUAGAGCAGGGAAAUUGGGGCUGGUCAUAAAGCUUGCUUUCUGUGCCACAAUCAAGCAUAUUUGGUCGGAGAGAAAUUACAGAAUUUUUAGAAACAAAAUCAGAUCUAAGGACCAGAUUGUAGGGGCUAUAAAGGGGGAUGUUAUUGGCAGAUUAUCUUCCAUUGACUUGGUGGGAGACCCUACUAUUGCCAACCAUCAUAUUGCUGCCAAAUGGGAUCUUCAAGUUCGUUGGACUGCAAGAAUUCCAAAGGCAUGCUCUUGGUUUGCUCCAAAGAACAUGGUUGCUCUCCAUUGUGAUGGGUCUCUUUCAGAUGACAAGGCAAGCUUUGGGGGUCUCAUUCGUGAUGAUAGUGGGGAUCCCUUAGCUGCCUUUGCUGGCAUAGGGGAAGAUCUUUCGGUGCUGUCCAUGGAGCUCAUGGCUAUUUACAGAGGAAUUUCCCUCUGCGUUGAUAAGGGCUUUUAUGAUGUCUCUAUUAGGUCGGAUUCAAAGUUGGCCGUCGAUAUUUUGAAUGGAGUGAUUACUAGGCCUUGGCAAAUCCUAACCUUGAAAAGUAAGAUCCAAAUAAAGGCAAGGCUGCUUAGGUCUAAAGAAUUCAUUCAUGUGUGGAGAGAACAGAAUCAGCCUGCAGAUUUCAUGGCCUCCAUCCCUACAGACCCUUCUGGAAUUCUUUGGGAGCCUAAGUCCUUCCCUCCGGAGCUAGCGAUUCUCAUAAAGCAAGAUAAAGAGUUUGUAACCAAUUAUAGGAUGUAG